Molecule: messenger RNA, 1050 nt
Organism: Vanessa atalanta (red admiral)
Lineage: Eukaryota; Metazoa; Arthropoda; Insecta; Lepidoptera; Nymphalidae
Product: V-type proton ATPase subunit D 1-like
Exons: 6
Coding region: 148-972 (274 amino acids)
Cellular component (GO): proton-transporting V-type ATPase complex; vacuolar membrane
Molecular function (GO): proton-transporting ATPase activity, rotational mechanism
Source: RefSeq, a predicted model, not a curated record
UGUAAUUGUCCCAUGAGAAAAUUUUACUUCACCCAAAAAUCUAAAAAAUAAUAGCCACAAUGAUUUGUUCAAUACAAAAUUUACAUUGAAAGUAUUAUAAUCAUAAAAUUCGUAACAUCGUAACAAAUACUUGAAGAAUAAUCAGCCAUGUUUAAGGACGAUGAUGAGGAAGAAGAAAACACCUUCGGUGUCACGAGAUACCCUUGCAUGCCAUCCCUGGUGGCUCUACAGCAGAUGAGGAACAGGUUACAUUUGGCCUUUCUGGGCAGGAAGCUUAUGAAAUGGACCGCUCUCGCCACAGGAAGAGAAUUGCGAAGAUUAGCUGCGGAGUUAUAUGAAGUAUACCAAGGUUUUGGUGAAGAUCUACGUAACGCGUUCAUCCUGCUCGCUAGGAGUCGCUACUUCUAUCCGCAGUUGAACUACAUCGUGACGGAAGACAUUGGUAAAAAGGCCGGUGUCGUUGUUCAGCAGUCGGCGAAGACGGUAUCCGGCGUAAAGAUUGUCCAGUUUGAAAUAUUUGAAACGGAAUACCCGCCCUAUGCACAUCUAGGAAUAGAAAAAGGCGGACAAACGAUAUUGGAGACGAAGAAAGCCUGGCUCGACUUACUGAAGCGCUUGAUAAUGAUGAUGCAGCUUCGAGCCAGCUUCUUGAUGGUCGAACUAGCGAACAAGAAUGCAACCAAAAAGUCGAACGUGCUGGCCAAGAUUGUUAUACCGAGAUUGAACGUGACGUCAUACUAUAUCCUCGCAGAACUAGAAGAGAAGGAGAGAGAGGAAGUGUUCCGACUGAAAAGAGUGAAGCAGAAGAAGGACAUGGAAAAGAAAUUGGACGAAGAUAGAAGAAGACAAGUCGUAGCCGACGAGGGCAAUAAACUUAAACCCGCACCAAGUAGAAGCAGAGAACAGGUGCCAAGCAGGACUAGGAGCAAGGAAAGUGGUUCUCUAGCUGUUAUCAAGAAAGAAGAUAACUGAGAAAUGUCUCUACAAUAGUGAACAUCUUAACAGUACCGAUAUAAACAAUUGAGUUGUUAAAAACCAGUCCAUUUAACA